AUGGACCUCCCCGCCGUGUGCGUCCUCCAGACCCUGCUGGUGCUGAUGAUUUUGCCCCAUGUUGCUUCUGCUCCUUGCCCCCGACCGUGCUCCUGCCCCCAGCCCACUGAGCUCCACUGCACAUUCCGCUCCCUCUUCACCAUCCCAGCUGCUGUACCUAAACACAUGGAACGGAUGAAUCUGGGGUUCAACAGCAUAAAUAAGAUCACAGACAAAUCACUUGCUGGCUUGAGGAAGCUGGAGCUUCUGAUGGUUCAUGGGAACGACAUCCACAGUCUGCCUGAUGGAGUUUUCAGAGACCUCAUGGCACUGCAGAUGUUGAAGAUUAGCUACAAUAAACUGAGGGAGAUCAACAGACACACUCUUCAGGGUCUGUGGUCUUUGGCCAGGUUACACCUGGAUCAUAACAGACUGGAGUUCAUCCACCCAGAUGCCUUCCAGGGCCUAACCUCCUUGCGACUGCUGCAGCUGGAAGGCAACCGUCUUCAGCAGCUCCACCCAGCCACCUUCACUACCUUCACCCUGAUGGGCCACUUCCAUGUCUCCACUCUGAGGCACCUCUACCUUUCUGACAACGGGCUAACAUCACUGCCGUCCAGGCUGGUGGUGACCAUGCCUCAGCUGGAGAAUCUGUUCCUCCAUGGAAACCCAUGGACCUGUGACUGCAACAUGAGAUGGCUCCAUGACUGGGAUAAAAGCUUACCAGGUGUCUUGAAAUGUAAAAAGGACAGGGCACUCCCUGGUGGCCAGCUGUGUCCUGUAUGCUCCUCUCCCAGGCACUUACAGAGUAAAGAGCUCCAGGCUCUGGAGAACCUGGUCUGUAGCCAUCCCAUCAUCAGCUCUCCUCAAAGGACUACCCCACCUGAGGACAUUGAGAGUGAGGUAAUGACCACAGAGGAUUUCAGAGAACCAUUUGGCAACGUCUCCUUGGGCCUGUCAGACGAACAUGGGAAUGAGGUGGAUCUGGAAUGUAGCAUUGGUGAGCCUAGACAGCUUAACAAGAUCAACUGGGAGCACGCGAACCAGCUCCAGCUGGCAUCCAACGUCACGUUGUCAGUGGAUCUUGAAUGUCCUGUUGAUAGAGAAAAGUAUGAAAGACUGUGGAGGUUAAUUGCAUACUACAGCAAUGUGCCAGCCCACUUACAAAGAGAGAUUAUGCUCAGUAAAGAUCCUCAUCCAACCUAUGUGUAUAGACAAGAUUCUGAGAAAGAUGCUCAGUACUACACAGGUGUCAAGGUUAACAUCAUGGCCCAGGCAGCAUGGCUGAUGCAGACAUCUGUGGACCUUCAGCUGAACAGACUUCAGUCAUCAGGCAAGAUGGUAAAGUUGAUCCUGAGCACCCAUCUCUCUGAGACACUGGAGGUGGAGCUGGUGCGGAGACAGAGGAGGACAUGGGUCAUGAUCGAGUCAACAAACACGACACGUGAAGUGUAUAGUGCUAUCCUGGGCAGCCCAAGUCAAAUGUACUGUAAAGUGCACAGUUCUGGCCAGCCAGUUAUCCACUGGAUGCUGCCAGACGGCUCCAAGUUGGAGGCACCGUAUAGCAGCCCAGACAACAGGGUGUCUGUGUCUACUGAUGGACGACUGGUCAUUAAAUCUGUCAGCCAUGCAGAUACAGGAAUUUACUACUGCAUUGCCAAGGUUCAUGGAGAUCUUGCUGUCCUGCCAUUCCAGCUGACAGUGCAGGAAUCCUCUAGCCCUCCUCCAGGGGAAGAUGCUUCACUUACACCUACUGAAGGAUUUGCAGGGAACCCCAUUUCUCUACCUUGCACUGCGUCUGGCUCCCCAGAUGCUGAAAUUAACUGGAUUCUACCAAGCAACAACAUAGUUAGUUACCAAACCAACUCCUCCAGAGCAUUUGUCUAUUCAAAUGGCACUUUGCAUAUCCCACAGACUCAGUUACUGGACAGUGGCUACUAUAAAUGCAUUGCCAUGAAUCAACAUGGUGUGGAUACACUGGCUGCAAAAAUCACAGUUGUAAGGCGCAAAGGAUUGAUAAGGCCUUUGAGGAAGUUCCCAGCACGACCUCAGUCAGCUUCAGGGGUCAACACUAAGAUUAAAGUCCCAACAGAGGAUGCAGAGGAGGCAUCAGGGGACAUUGAGGUUACUGGGGAGGGUGCGCCAAGGGGCCGCCUGGAUGCUUUGAGAAGGAGAUUUCCAGGAGGUGUGGCUCCAGGCAGGAGGGGUGUACAUCCAUCGAGGCAGAGACCACCAGAUAAUAAGAAUAUUGUUGAAAACAGGAGGAGGAUUAAUGUGUCAAAAAGUAAAAUAGACCCAGAGAAGUGGGCAGAUAUUUUGGCUAAAAUUAGGGACAAAAAUGCUCAGACAAAUUCUCCCCUAGCAACAGUCAGGACCACUGCCGCUACAAAGCUAAAAAUAGACCUAUUAGAAAUUACAACAGCCAAUUUCAAUACCGCUGUUCCAUUCACCGACAGCCAAGCAGCGUCAUCAGGCAGACUGAGUCAUAAAGAAAGCACAGUCUCCAGGCAUGGCGACGAAGCAGCCACCAAACCCUCCUCACUACCAGCUUCUCCCCCGGAAACAAAGGACAGCCUUCAACCUUCGGCCAAACCACUAUUCAAAAGCACAUCAGUGGCACCAUCAUUUCCUACAGCCUCUCCAGAAGCAGGUCACAGAAAGACAAGUUCUCAAACAGCUUUGGGAAUCUCAGAGAGCGUGUCUACUUUAGAGCAUUUGGAUGUGCUCACAUCAGCCGGUCAGCAAAAGUUUACAGGCAGACCUCUUCUACCUGUGAAACCCUCAGAGGUGACGCAAAGGGAAGACAUGGCAGGAGAGCUUGAACCUGUGCCACGGUCUGAUAGUUCCUCUGGGAGUUUUCACACUGCAACUCAAGUACAAACAGACUUAAAGGAAAAUCAAUCGGGCUAUCAGUACACACCCACCAAAAACCCUGAAGAGAUCGGAAAGCAUUUUUCACCGCUGCCAUUUCAAUCCACCUCAGCGGAUUCCUUGGUCACACAUGAAAUCAUGGCAACUUCUGGCACAUAUAGUCCAAGUAGCUCGAUCACAACACCAAGCAUGCUUUUUGAGGGUGUUCUGAAGACUUUACAGGUUACCACAAUAACACCUACAGUACCUGAGAGAUCUUAUCAUAGUUCUAGUCAAAAUAAGACCACAAGCAGUGAGUCAGGGGAAGAUCAGCAUCUUAAGGAAAAUGGAGAGAUGCUGACUAGUAAGAUGGAUGCUCCUAUCAUAAGUGCGAUCAUGACAACACCUCCCUUUGCAACUUCAUCAAGUCCUGAUCCUUUAAUCCUAUCUAGUGUAGGGCCACAUGUGACACUGCCUAAAACAUCUGACAGAGGUGCUGAAACAGGCCAUUAUCUGCUGACCAACACCCAGGAAGCUCCAGGGAUCAACAGCCUCCCAGACAACCACACUCGAGACCAACAAAUCCAACCCAUCACCACAUCAGAGCCUAAGACAACAUCAAAUUCACAUCCUGCAACCCAAUCACCUGACCACAAACUGGUUCUAUUUAUUAGUAGAAAUCCAACUUCCCCAGCUCUAAAACUGAUCAAUGGGAAGACAAUUAGGCAGACAACCCCCCCAACCCCAACAAUUACUGCAACCCAGCCUGAAUUAUCCAAAGAGGGAUUACUAACAAGCACUCAGGAUGUGUCCAGACAGCCCCAGCUACCUGGACGAGGAUCUAUUCCAAGAAGGAAGCCAAGGAUAACCAAUAGCAAUUUCCAGACUUUUACUGUGAAAGCUGAAACAGAUGCUCAGCUUCCAUGUGAGGCUGUAGGCGAGCCAAUGCCCUUCCUGUCAUGGACUAAAGUCGCUAGUGGGGCAAGUAUUGCUCAGAACACCAAGGUCCAGAGGUUUGAGGUCCAUCUGAAUGGUACAUUAAUCAUCAGGAGCACACAGCCCAUGGACGGGGGCCAGUACCUGUGCAUGGUCCAGAACCAGUACGGUACAGACAAAAUGGUGGCCAACCUUGUGGUCCUGUCUCAACAUCCACGGGUUCUUCAUCCUCGGCACAGAGACAUUACUGUGCAUCUAGGUGGCAACACUGAAUUGGAGUGUAAAGUGGAGGGGCACCCUACCCCCCGAGUCACAUGGGUACUCCCUAACCAUGUCCACAUGGCUGCUGCUCCACUAGGUAUUGCCUCCCAGCAGCAUGUGGCCGUCCUGAGUAAUGGAACCCUCUGGAUCAGCCAGACAAGUUACACAGACAGAGGAAUUUAUAAGUGCAUUGGUAGCAGUGCAGCAGGAGCAGACACAGUAUCAGUCCGCCUUUACGUCUCAGCAUUACCACCUGUGAUUCAACAGACACAAUAUGAGAACAAAACACUCACAGAGGGAAGCACUGCCUAUAUUCACUGUACUGCAACAGGCACUCCCCAACCUGUCAUACAGUGGCUCACACCUGAUGGCGUUCAGCUCACUGCUUCACAGUUUGUAACUGGACGCAAUCUUGUCGUAUUCCCCAAUGGGACCCUCUACAUGCGUGGACUGGGCCCUGGUAAUGCUGGAAGAUAUGAGUGCAUAGCCAGUAAUGCAGUGGCAUCCAGCAGAAGAGCAGUGAUCUUGAGUAUAAGAAGGAAUCCAUUCUCUGCCAAGGCCAGCAUCUCCUCCUCAUCUCCCCAGAGAACAGAUGUGAUCUAUGGGGAGAAGCUGCUGCUCAACUGUGUGGCAACUGGUCAGCCAGAGCCCCGAAUCAUCUGGAGGACACCCUCGAAGAAGCUAGUAGAUGCUCAGUACAGUUUCGACCCCAGGAUCAAGGUGUUUUCCAAUGGCACCAUAACUGUCCAUUCUGUGACUGACAAGGACAGUGGUGACUACCUGUGUGUGGCACGUAGCAAGAUGGGUGAUGACUACGUUCUAUUGCGGGUCAAUGUACUGACCAGGCCAGCCAAGAUCGAGCAAAAGCAGCAGCGAUCCAGUCAGGAGGUGGUGUACGGUGGAGACCUCAAGGUGGACUGUGUGGCAUCUGGGCUCCCCAACCCUGAGAUCAGCUGGGCACUGCCGGACGGCACCAUGGUCAACCCAGUCAAACAGAGAGAUAUUGUCGGUGUAGUGCGCAGUCGCAGGUAUGUAGUAUUUGACAACGGGACGCUGUACUUCAAUGAUGUUGACAUGCGAGAGGAGGGUGACUACACCUGCUAUGCUGAGAACCAGUUAGGCAAAGAUGAGAUGAAGGUCAAAGUCAAGAUCAAGGUUUCAACUGCUCUGCCAAAAAUCCAGGAUAAAGACCAAAACAGCAUCAAGGUUUUCUAUGGUGAGACAGUGUCACUGAGGUGUAACGCCAAAGGGGAACCAAUGCCAGUCAUAACAUGGAUAUCCCCAACAAAUAGAGUAAUCUCCCCUACCUUAGACAAAUACCUGGUUCUAAAUGAUGGAACAUUGGUGGUGCAGAAAGUGCAACGUUUCGAUGGAGGUAACUACACCUGCACGGCCAGAAACAGUGCAGGACAAGACCAUAAAGUCACCAUGCUGGAGGUCAUGGUAACACCUCCAAUGAUCAAUGGCUUGAGAGGCACUGAAAAUGUCAUUAGGGUGGCCGCAUUCCAGGAUCAGCAGAAGUUGGUGGAUUGUGUGGCAAAGGGAACUCCUACCCCUCGCAUCAUGUGGGUCCUACCAGGAAAUAUAAUCCUCCCUGCACCGUACCUCAGCAAAAGAAUGUCAGUUCACCAGAAUGGUACCUUGGAAAUCCGGUCACCUAAGAAGACAGACUCAGGGCAGCUGACUUGUAUCGCUCGUAAUGAAGGAGGGGAGGUCAGGCUGCUGGUUAACUUGGAUGUAAAGGAGCUUUUUGAGAGGCCACAAAUUAGAGGCCCCAAAACAGAUAGCCUAUCACUGACUGUUGGGAAUGCCAUGACUUUGAACUGCUCCUUUGAGGGAACAAUGUUACCAUACGUAACUUGGAUUCUACCCAAUGGUACACCUUUGCUGAGUGGUGCUCAGUCCUCUAAGUUUUUCCACCGGCCAGAUGGCUCUUUGAUCAUCAGUAACCCGUCUGUUGCUGAAGCUGGUAUGUACCGCUGCCUUGGACGUAAUUCUGUAGGACUUGUGGAGCGUAUCAUCACUUUGUCCCCAGGGAGAAAGCCGGAGAUUAACAACAAAUACAACACCCCUGUCAGCAUCAUGAAUGGGGAGAGUCUUUUGCUUCACUGUCUAGCCAGUGGCGAACCCCUCAGACUAACAUGGACAUUACCCAGUGGGGUCGUCCUCAACAGGCCGCAGAGAGCCGGACGAUACACUGUACUGUCCAAUGGAACACUUGCUAUCCAGCAAGUAUCAGUUUAUGACCGGGGGUCCUAUGUUUGCCGAGCUGCAAAUGAGUAUGGCAGCUCUAUGCUUUCCAUGUCAGUAAUUGUGAUUGCAUACCCACCUCGUAUUACCACUGGCCCUUCUGCUGUAACUUAUGCCAAGCGUGGAGUCGCUGUUCAGUUGAACUGCAUAGCAACUGGGAUCCCUAGAGCAGAGGUAGCAUGGGAAACACCUGAUAAAACACGCUUGGCUUUCACGGCACAGCAACGUGUUUUUGGAAACAAGUACCUCCAUCCACAAGGCUCCCUCAUUAUCCAGAACCCUACAAAAAGAGACGCUGGCGUCUACCGAUGCACAGCCAGGAAUGCAAUUGGCAUUGACUCUAAAGCUACACUUCUCAAUGUCUUCUGA
This is a messenger RNA of Scomber scombrus (Atlantic mackerel), 6645 nucleotides long. It is a transcript of the gene mxra5a, whose product is annotated as matrix-remodelling associated 5a. Gene Ontology annotation, cellular component: extracellular region. The record is from RefSeq and is a predicted model, not a curated record. The transcript is spliced from 9 exons. The coding region runs from base 1 to 6645 and encodes 2214 amino acids. NCBI's taxonomy places the organism in Eukaryota, Metazoa, Chordata, Actinopteri, Scombriformes, Scombridae. Gene Ontology annotation, molecular function: protein binding.